This is a messenger RNA of Sporothrix schenckii 1099-18, 564 nucleotides long. RefSeq lists its product as uncharacterized. The transcript has 2 exons. Bases 1 to 564 code for a protein of 187 amino acids. The record is from RefSeq and is a predicted model, not a curated record. Lineage: Eukaryota; Fungi; Ascomycota; Sordariomycetes; Ophiostomatales; Ophiostomataceae.
AUGGUCCAACUCACGGCCUUCGCUCUCGCCUUGGCAGCCUUCACCCUCGGUGCCCAAGCCGGCCCCUGUGCGACUUGCAACCCGGUAAAUAUUAUUCAGGACGGCAGCUUCGAGGACGCCUCUUCCACUGCGUGGACGUUUGACAGCGGUGUCACGGUCCAGACCGACGCUCCCGGGGCCGACUAUUCCGUCAGCGGCACAAACUACGUGAGCUUCAACAUCGCCCAACGGGAAGACCGCCAGCGAUAUAGCAUCUCCCAGCAGUUGACGGGACUCAAGCCGAACCAGCCAUACACGCUGCAGUUUACCUGGGAACUUACCGACGCCAGUGGCAUUUACGACGGUGGCGUUGAUAUCCAGACGCAACUGGACGGCGUCCAAGUUGAUUUUAUCGGCUCUUCGGGUCGCGGGCCCUUGGACCAGGUCACGCUGCACACCGUGACCAUCACGCCCACGUCGUCCACUCCCGUCUUGCGGAUUAGCUGUGGCGGCGGUGGAAACUACUACUACGGUGCGACCAUAGCGAUUGAUGACAUUAGUCUGGGGAAGCUUUGCGCUCAGUGA